GUUCUGGCGCCGCGUGAGUCCCCCACUGGCGGCUCUGAAAAGCCAUCUUUGCAUUGUUCCUGACCCGGCUCCUCGCUCGCCGCAGCCACCUCCGCCGCGCGCCUCCGCCGCGGACUCCGGCAGCUGUCUUGCCAGAGUCCCCGAACUCUCGCUUUCCUUUUCAACCGCUGCACCGGACUACCAGCGAGCCCCACCAUGUCAGACGCGGCCGUGGACACCAGCUCCGAGAUCACCACCAAGGACCUAAAGGAGAAGAAGGAGGUUGUAGAAGAGGCGGAGAACGGAAGAGACGCCCCUGCUAAUGGCAACGCCAACGAGGAGAACGGCGAGCAGGAGGCAGACAACGAGGUAGACGAAGAGGAGGAGGAAGGCGGGGAGGAAGAGGAGGAGGAGGAGGAAGGUGAUGGUGAGGAAGAGGACGGAGAUGAAGAUGAGGAGGCAGAGGCAGCUACGGGCAAGCGGGCAGCUGAGGAUGACGAGGAUGACGACGUUGACACCAAGAAGCAGAAAACCGAUGAGGAUGACUAGACAGCAAAAAAGGAAAAGUUAAACUAAAAAAAGGCCACCGUGACCUAUUCACCCUCCACUUCCCGUCUCAGAAUCUAAACGUGGUCACCUUCGAGUAGAGAGGCCGCCGCCCGCCCACCGGGCAGCGCCCCCUGCAGACAGCUCUCCACCGCCUACCCAAAACCACAACGCGAAUUCGCCACAGGGGAGGAGAAAACCAAAACUUCCAAGGCCCUGCUUUUUUUCUUAAAAGUACUUUAAAAAGGAAAAUUUGUUUGUAUUUUUUAUUUACAUUUUAUAUUUUUGUACAUAUUGUUAGGGGUCAGCCAGUUUUGAUGAUCCGGAUGACCAAACCAGCCUUCGGAGCAUUCUCUGUCCCACUUCCGACUUUACUUGUGGUGUGACCAUGUUCAUUAUAAUCUCAAAGGAGAAAAAAAACCUUGUAAAAAAAGCAAAAACAACAACAAAAAAACAAUCUUAUUCCGAGCAUUCCAGUAACUUUUUUUGUGUAUGUACUUAGCUGUACUAUAAGUAGUUGGUUUGUAUGAGAUGGUUAAAAAGGCCAAAGAUAAAAGGUUUCUUUUUUUUCCCUUUUUUUGUCUAUGAAGUUGCUGUUUAUUUUUUUUGGCCUGUUUGAUGUAUGUGUGAAACAAUGUUGUCCAACAAUAAACCGGAAUUUUAUUUUGCUGAGUUGUUCUAACAA
This is a messenger RNA of Heterocephalus glaber (naked mole-rat), 1210 nucleotides long. RefSeq names its product prothymosin alpha (gene Ptma). Gene Ontology annotation, biological process: positive regulation of transcription by RNA polymerase II; negative regulation of apoptotic process. Gene Ontology annotation, molecular function: histone binding. The record is from RefSeq and is a predicted model, not a curated record. Gene Ontology annotation, cellular component: nucleus. Lineage: Eukaryota; Metazoa; Chordata; Mammalia; Rodentia; Bathyergidae.